UAGGAACAUAAAGCGAUGAAGUGUUUCUACGUGAAACAUAAAGGAGAAACUCGCCUAAUCAUCAAUAUCUUACCAAAACCUCGACGUAUAAACGUCUUGUCAGGCUCACCGAGAAACCGUUCUGUACCUGCCACUUGGUUCCGGGGUACGAACAUGGCGUCCGCCGUGCUGAAGGUUGCAGCGGCAGGUGUUUCAAGAUGCUCUCGCGUCGCGCUCCAGAGGGUACAUUCAACAACGGCGCCCCUCCAUCAGGGAGUUCCCACGACUCUGUGGAAGCUGGGUAGGCUUAACCACAUCGCCAUCGCUGUCCCUGACAUGGAGAAGGCCACGGCGCUGUAUCGGGAUGUGCUGGGGGCCACGGUGAGCGAGAAGGUACCCCUGCCCGAUCACGGCGUCUACACGGUGUUCGUGGAGCUCGGCAACACCAAGCUGGAGCUGCUCCAUCCUCUAGGAGAGAAGAGCCCCAUCUCGGGCUUCUUGCAGAAGAACAAGUCAGGAGGAAUGCAUCAUAUUUGUAUCGAGGUAGACGACAUUAACGCUGCGAUAGCGGACCUAAAAACCAAGAACAUCAGAAUGCUUUCGGCGGAGCCGCGGAUAGGCGCUCACGGCAAACCGGUCAUGUUUCUUCAUCCUAAAGACUGUGACGGUGUUCUCGUGGAGCUUGAAGAAGCAUGAAGCAUCACAUCCUGCCGUUGACUGAGAGGAGCCGUUAACAUGUUUUCCAGGCAGUUUGAUGAUCAGAGUGAUAACGGGGAUUGUUCCUUAUAGCACUUCUGCUUUUGGAAACACAGUUCUUCUUUGUAUGGAAUAAAGUUCUAUGUGGUACAUUAACAUGUGAUGUAUUAGUAUGCGGUGUGUUGUUCUAACAGCUUCCCCUAAAGUGUUUGUGAUAGAAAUUUGAUAUUUCCCAUAUCUGCUAAUUUGUCACAUACAGUAAAUGAUGGCUUUCUUAGACACAGCACUGGGUUGGACUUCCUUUUGGGUUCAACAAGGUUCUGGGAACAUUCGUCAGAGAUUUUGGUCCAUAUUGACAUGAUAGCAUUUUUUGUCAGCUCAUCCACAACAUCAAUCUCUCAUUCCACCACAUCCAAUAGGUUCUCUAUUGGACUGAGAUCUGGUGACUCUGGAGGCCAUUUCAGCACAGUCAGCUCACUGUCAUGUUCAAGAAAACAAUUUGAGAUAAUUUGAGCUCCGUGACGUGUUACGAUAUCCUGCUGUAAGCAGCCAUCAGAUGAUGGCACACUGGUCUUAAAGGGAUCGGCGUGGUCAGCAACAAUACUCAGGUAGGCUGUGGUGUUUAAAAGAUGCUCAAUUGGUAAAAAAGAGUCUCAAAGUGUCCCAAUAAAAUCUCUCCAACACUUUUACAAAACCAGCAGUCUGAACUACUAAUACUGACCCUACCAUCUGAAUACUGAAGCAGAAAUUGAAAGGCAAUGUUUUUCCAGUUUUGGUGAGUCUGUGCAUUGCAGCCUUAGCACUUUUUUCACCCACAGAAAAUUCCUAAAGCAUUCAUAAUUAAAGGAUUCGUUGUAAUGUUAAUAUCCAGACUUUACUUAACUUCACUAGUAGACAGAAAUGCAUUUACAAGGUAUGUGGGAGGAAAAAGCCAAGAUAAAAUUACUGUCUAAAUAAAUACAGAACACAGACUAUCAAUGUCAACGUCUAUGAAGAGAAUUAUGCUUUUAAAGACAAGAGAGCCUGAGAGAAAAUUGAGUAGAUCGACAACUGAAAAUCUCAGACCACCGCGUCUAGCACCAACAACCAUAUUAUGUUCAAAGUCACUGACGCUCAGUUUGAACCUCAGGUCAUCUUGACCAUGUCUACAUGAGUUGCUGCCACGUGAUUGGCUGAAAAGAUUUACAGUAGCAAGCAGCUGAACAGGUUUUUCUGAUAAAUUGCCCAGUGGGUGCAUAAGAAGUAGGAUAGCUUCAGGUGGGAGUAAGUUUGAUUUCUCACUAACAUGAAUUCACUUUUGCAUUACUAUGACUGACACGGUUUAAAUUUGACUACUCUGAUGCGUUGAUUACGGUUUAAUCCCUUUAAAUUUUGAACAAUGUCUGAAUAAAAUAUGUUGAUAAUUUAAAUGUUCAUAAUAUAUUUUUAAAUGCAAAUCAAGUCAUAAAACUAUAAAUCGUAAGUUUAUUUUAGGUGAAGCCCAAAUACUUUCAGAUCAUGUAGGCCAAUUAACACAUUUCCUUGGCAUGCAUUAUCCUGCAUUUAGUAAAUUGCAGUAUUUUCCAUUAUGGCGGUUUGUAAGGCAUUCUUCCGCCUUGCUGGCACCUUUACUCUUGCCAUCAGUGCUGUUGUUAGUCUUGUUGGCUGUAACUCACCACUGGAGGGAGUCACAAUUAAUACCAACCAGAGGGCACAGUCUGUAUCCUUGGAAGAAAACAUGUAUGCGAUUGCAAAACAGAGGGAACUGCUGAUGACGCAGACACACUCUCGGACAUUUCAUCUUGAUUUCCUGUACAAGCUUUGCUCAAGCUGGAAAUCCCCAGAUUAUAUUUGUAAGUUUUGUUGAAGAGGAAAAAACACUGAGGGAGCUUGAGAACGUAAACUUGGAGAACUUGGACAACAAACUGCAAAUUAGUCUCACAUCAAGGUGCUUAUUUGGGAUUUCUGGUGGGUACGUUUUGGGAGAAUUGAGGCUCUCUGAAAACUGUUUACGUUCAGUUAAACUGACUAUUUUGCUUGUUUAUGCUAAAACAAGAAGAUUUAGCCAGACUUUAAACUAUGAAUUGCUGACAAUUUAAAACAGACCUGACAUUUGUGCCAUUUAGAAAUUCACAUAUGUUGGAGCUAUCUGAAACCAAUCAGCUGCAGUUUAUUUUCUCUGGAGAAGGAACUGAAACAGAUUGAUGUUUGCUGUGAGAAGAAGGGUUUUUGCACUUUUACCAUCGCAGAAACAUUCAAACACAUGAAAGACAAAACUAUUCAGAAUCCAGAGGGUUGGUUUAUUUGGUCUGAGGAACACCUCCAGGCUUUAAAAUACAGCAAAUAUGUAGCAAUGAUGAGCUUUUCUAAUUGCAGAGAGACAUGCAAGAUAUAGGGAGGGUUUGAACAAACUCACUCACAGGGGUUUCUAGUAAUAACUUGAGUAAUAAGUUUAAAGGUCUAACCAACAACAUGCAGAUGGCUUUUCACUUUCAAGCAAGAUACAAAUACACAUAAGCUGUAGUAAAUGUGGUGUGAGAGA
This is a messenger RNA of Oreochromis niloticus (Nile tilapia), 3196 nucleotides long. It is a transcript of the gene mcee, whose product is annotated as methylmalonyl CoA epimerase. The record is from RefSeq and is a predicted model, not a curated record. Gene Ontology annotation, molecular function: methylmalonyl-CoA epimerase activity. NCBI's taxonomy places the organism in Eukaryota, Metazoa, Chordata, Actinopteri, Cichliformes, Cichlidae. The transcript has 4 exons. Gene Ontology annotation, cellular component: mitochondrion. Bases 16 to 675 code for a protein of 219 amino acids. Gene Ontology annotation, biological process: L-methylmalonyl-CoA metabolic process.